Molecule: messenger RNA, 11574 nt
Organism: Diorhabda carinulata
Lineage: Eukaryota; Metazoa; Arthropoda; Insecta; Coleoptera; Chrysomelidae
Exons: 5
Coding region: 145-789 (214 amino acids)
Source: RefSeq, a predicted model, not a curated record
AUUCUGACAGUUUGAUAGUUUUGUUGACAUAAUUUAUGACAUUUUAGUCAAUACAUUCCAGUCAUAAAAAUGAUUUGAAUUUAAACAAAACGCCCAUUUAAAUCGUAAUGCUGAUAAUAAACUGUAUAUAUACAAAAAAUCACAAUGAACCGACGUAAAAGUUGUAAAGGGUCUCAUAACAAUAACAUUGUUGGUCGGGCUCACUCAACUUUAAGCGUUUCUGCAGUUGAUUAUUAUUUAAACUUGCCAGUAACAUGUCCUCCUUCACCAUCAGUGUCUACUAUUACUCUUACUCCAGGAAGAAUAAGAAAUAUUGAUCAAGAUAUGGAAAAUCUUAGGGUAUCAAGACAGGAUAAUCCAUUUAUUCAGAAAGUUAUUGCUAGUAGAGAAAGUAUAAUUGACAGUUUGGAUACAGAAGAAGAAUCAGAUCAUGCAAACUUAAUGGCCAAGGAAUUAUCUCUAGAUUUAGAUGUGGAUCCUUUAUCUCUUCCUGAAAUGCACGAGCACAUGAUAAGAAGUCCUCCUCCAACCAAUUGGCCAAAAUCGCCGAAUUUUAAAGUUUUCCAUUUUCCACAUAGUGAAGAUGAAACCAUCUCAAUAGAAGUAAAUGCCAAAGAAUCAACGACAACGGAUAUUAAACAGAAACAUUCAAGUUGGGAUGGUACCGACUCUUCUUCAUUGAAAUCUUAUUCGAAAUCUCACCAUUAUCAAGAUCGUUUUUCCUUGUUAACUCCAAAUUCACAUCGAUCGGCAGCUGAAGAUAGUAUUCAUCUAAUGUCGGAAGACUAGUUUUUUUUAUUUAUAUUUAUUAUUUCUAGCUAAUGUAUUACUAGUCACAAAGAGUCUUAUCAUCAAGAUUUCGUGGUAGAAAUACGAUUUUUUUGCUUAAAACUUAAUUUAUUUCUCUUUGAGCACUUUAUUUAUUAUUUAGUUCACUGAAUAUAUAUGUACCACGUUAUAAUAUUAUUAAUCUUUUUUUUUUAAUUAAUAUGGAAAAAAGUAGUAGAAUAAAUAAUAUUUCCUCUAAAAGUAAUCAAAUUGUUGAUUAAAAUCAAUACCUCCUUCUUCUUGUCUAUACUUAUUCCUCUUUAGGCGUCGCAUUGGAACCGUGUGUUCUCUUUCAUCCAUUUUUACAUGCCAUUUUUGUCUCCUACAAGUACUUUCCUUUCCUCCAGAAUUUUCCCUAUUUAUUUCGCCCUGUUUUCUUUAUCUCCUCAAUUAAUUGUCUUAUUGGUCUUCCUGUUUAUUUUUCCUUAGUUAAUCUUUUUGUAACCCGUAUGAAUUUUGGGGUCUCGUAUACAAUGCGACCCAAAGGAUCUAUUGUGUCCCCUUUUCUUGCUGCGAUACUGGAGUUUAUCUGUUAAUCCCACUCCUUUCUUGUAACCUGUAAUCUGAUGAACUCGUUUAUUAGCCAAAUGGUCGACGAUAGACAAUACUGUAGCUGCAGCUGUACCUGACCUUCUAUCAAUUUACCACAUAGUUUGUUGUGACCUAGUUUUAUAUGAUUGACACACCGCAGCAAAGUGAAUUGACACUUUUUUAUUUUGUUCACGAACCGGACAUUUUUUUGUAACUACAUUUUAUAUUUAUUCCUGCUCUAUAUUGCUCAAUUGCUAUAUUUAGAGUCCAAUCAGUUGCUCUUAAUAUGAUAAGGAGGGGGAAUGGCGUUCACUUGAGAAAAAUAAGUGCCAUUUUUAAAUUAUUCAUUAUACAAAUGUCAGGCAACAAAUUUGCAUUUAGAGAAAAAAUUGAUGCCCAUCUUGGCCAUUGCAUUUACGGCAACGUUUCUCAUCGGAGAGCCUUUUAAGUUGUCCACGAAGAGUUUCAAAUUCUUCUUCAAUUGCAGCUCGAAUGUAAGCGAGAAGAACCCACAGAGUGUUGGGCCACGUGACUGUGCGCGCCACUCAAUCAAUCCUCGUCUGUCUAUCUAUUCUCCAAAAUGAACAUUAUGAUGUUAACAUCGAUAUUUAUGAUAGAUACAUCGAUGUUUGUAAAACAUUUUGAUUCCUUAACUAUUUUUCCCAAAUUUUUAUUAUCCACAUUAAUUUCGUCGUCAUAGCAAAGAUGAUCUUCAUUUUUUCAGUUUAUACCGACGGCCACAUGAGCUUCUUCAAAUAUGGCAAAAAUUUCAUCUACAUACAAAUAGUACUUCAUGGGCUCUAAUUAUUGUAUUCCACAAAUAUUAAUUACGUUAAAUCGCUUCAGUCUCCUGUACUGAGUUUUCUGAACAGCUAAUUGUGCUUCUUCAAUUUCGUCCACUAAAUUGCCAUAAUAUUAAAGUGGUUUUCUUUUUUUUUCGCUCUAAUAACUUGUUUAAAAACUUCUCGCACUGCGCGCGGACGACCCUGUUCCCCCGCACAUGUCGAAUCAGGUGACGUGUCGCGACCAAUCCGAAUAAAGUACGAUGAUCAGGUGAUACAGUUUUAACUGACUCGCUUCGGAGUAAUGCGCUUUGUCUAGUAACAACUAGUUUUAACUGACAUAUAUUAAAAACUAGGAAUAACACGUUCUAUCUAAUAACUAUUGAAUAAAGGCAUCAAAUUAUAAAGAAUUGUUUCAAGGUUUUUUGUUUCGCGACAAAAAUAGUCUUCUCGGUGAAAGGUAUUUAAAAAAUUUGAUGUAAUCACUUUGACAAUAUUUCAAAUUAUGUCAUUGUCAUAAUUUUCAAACAUUUUUUUGUAUAAUUGUUUUAAUAAGUAAAUUUCGAAAUGAAACUGCUACCAAAAAGAUUUAAUUUAUGGCAAAAAGAAUAUCUGACUGAUAUAAAUCGAAAUUUGAGGAGUUCUUCCGUUCGUUUUCCAAAAAUAGCUGUAACUAAUACCCCUAGCUUACUUUCGAUUGCCAAUAAUACAUUUAAAAGCAGAAGAUUCAUGUGUAAUUCAGGGAAAGAUGAUGAAUGCCAAAAGGAAGAUGAUUAUGGAAAACAUCAGUUUCACGAAGAAACGGAAGCCGUUUUAAACGAACAAGUUUUAUCAGAAUUCAUGGCAGCUUUCGAAUAUUUAUCUAUAGGGUAUUAUUUUGGCAGAACCGAUGUAGCCCUACCGGGUUGUCAGGGUUUUUUCAUGAAUAUGUACGAGGAGGAAUUAGGACAUGCGAAUAUAUUUUCCAACUACGUGUUGAUGAGAGGUGGUGAAGUGAAAAUUACCAAUAUAAAAAUACCUGAAAAUAAAAAUUGGACUGUUACCGAUGCGUUCCGUCAAGCAUUGAACAUGGAAAAGGAUAUAAAAGAAAAAUUAACGAACGUUUACGAUGUUGCCGAGAAACACAAAGAUCUUCAGAUUAUGGAUUUAGUAUCUACAGACUUCAUGGAAGAACAGAACAGAUCAAUUUGCGAAAUGGCAAGAUUAGUUACUAGAUCUAAAAUUACUGAUUCCAAAGUGGGUGAAUAUCUGUUUGAUCAAAUGAUAUUUAAAUCGUUCGUUAAGAAAGAAAAAGGAAACUUAAUGUAUAAUCGUCAAUUAGACCUAAUUGACGACAAAGACAAGCAGGGGAUAUAUAAAUGAAAGUAUUGUACUACAUUGUACUUUCUGUAAAGUAAAAAAAAUUCCAAGGUCCAUUUGUAAAAUUAUUUGUAAAAAUAUAACUCAUCAAUAUUCAUUUUAUGUAUGUAUGUGGGAUUGGGGUGUCAUAUACAACCCCAAUUCCUCUUGACAAGUUUCCGGCGAAGUGGCUUUAGUAAUUAUCUCUUUUUCGUGUUUGGUCCAGAGAAGUUUACUAUCUAGUGUGAGUCCUUGAUAUUUCUCCUCUGUUUUCCACUCAAUUACUUGUCCGUCUAGCUUAAUGGACUUGAAGUUAAGUUUUUUCUCAUAGUAAAAGAAAUUAUGUAGGUCUUAAUCGGGUUUACAUUUAGCCCUUUAACCUUUUCGUAUAGUUGAUGAGUCCUCUUUGAACUAUGUCACAGAAUGUAUUCUCAAAGCAUCCUUUUGCGUAGAUGACUAUGUCGUCUGCAUAUCCUUGACAGAUUAUGUUUGAUUUCAUUUCUAUUAACCUUGUCCUUUGCGUAGGUUCAAUUUAGUUCAUAUUAGCUUUUUUUGACCUAUAUGACAUCCAUCGAAGAGUAUAGAUUCCCAGCUUCAAAAUGCAUGGUUGCAAUAUGUUAAACGUGCGUCAAUGUAUGUUAUAAUGCAACUAUACUUUGCGGGAUUCGUCUUUUACGUUGCCAUCAGCGCGUCUCUGACGCGCGGGAUGUAUUAAUACUUUCUAGAAUUUUUUUCGAGAAAACUAUAGCUUUUGCAAAAAAAGUGUAAGGGACCUUUUUUAUCGAGAAAAACUUACCCUACAACGUAGUAUUUUUUAUUUUCUUCUAUCUUCAUCACAGAUUAUAUUAAUAUAUAAUGUGAUGAAGAUAUAAAUGAAUAUAUAAAUAAUUUCAGCCUUUUUGCUUACAAUUUGUAUCUGUGGCCUUCAGCAACUGAGCUAAUGAAUUUAAUCCCAAAAACCGUCAAAUUUUCAGCUAUGAUAGCCAAGAUAUCAGUGUUUGUAGAGCAAUAGAGCAUUUGUUGAUUUUUGUAUUUGAGGUUAUUUGAUGCGAUUCGGGUCUUUUAGUAUUAACAAUAACGGAAAACGAUUUAGUACUUUUUGAUAUUUUGCAUUCGUUCGAUGACGAAUAUGUAGUACCACCGUUUCCAUAUUACACUUAUUGCACUGCACUGGCUGAACUGACUCUAGACCCAGUGCAGACAGUACAGUGAACUAGGUGAACUAGUUCUCUUGCACUGCUAGUAAUAAUAGCGACACGCUUUAAUGUACUCUUUUUGAACUAGUUCUGCUAUUGCAGCUACCAAGAACAAACCUAUUGUACAUUUUAGAGGUAUUUAUCUAUAAGACGUUACUUUUGAUGUUUGAUGGUAGCAAAACUGUCAAUUUUAUUAUUAUUCAGGCUCUACAUAACUCUGGGUUAAUAUUAUCUACAUUUUUAUUAAACUAAUCGUUUUUUUCUUAAUUUCAAUCUGAUACGAAAGUAUUUUUGUAUGAUUCACUUCAUAUUUUGAAAGAAUUCAAAAUAACUGUUGUAAAACAUCUUCCACAAUGAAUUCUAGCACUUUGGGACUGGUAAUAUUUUAGCUGUUCACUUACCCACUUUGUGCUUAAGAGUUAUGUUAUUUUUAAAACGUUCAAUAGAGCAGCUCUUUUAUUGAAUGCUCUUUUACAUGAUAUUUACCGAACGAAAAAGUCAAUUAGGUAUGUAAAAAGAUUUUUAUGUAAGUGAUAUUUUUCAGUGUCCAAAAUUUAAUCACAGGUCUGCAGAUGAUCAUAGAGAAAGAAUAAUUGACGACAGUUUUCUUCACAAACUGUGGCUUGAUAGAGACAGUUUGGCCAAAUGAGAUUAGCCGUCAUGUUUAACCCAAACUCGGUUAUAAAAUUGUAAUUUACAUUCUCAAAUACCUAGAAACUUUCCAAAUACUCAAUAAUUUGAAUAUAAUUUACUUUUUUGUUUAUUCAUAAAAUUGAAUAAAUAAUUUUUUUAAAUAUGUUUAAAUUCUAUAUAUCUUGUAUCAUUUUCUUUACAAUUACACAUAAUUAAAAUUACUGUCUUCUGGUUAUUACAUUUCCAUAGAAUCUUCAAUAUCCCUGAUGUUAUUUUUUGCAUGGACACUGAAGAAAAGCACUUUACAUCGGCCAUAUAUAAAUACAAGAAAUUAGUUGGCGAAGACUUAAUUUAUAUGCAUAUGUUUGCCAACUAAUUUAUCGGCGUUUUCUUAGUGGGAUUGUGGCAAAAUUAAACACCAAGUGUACUAACUCUAAUAUAUUACCGAGAUUUCGAAUUCUUAUGUAGUCAUCGUCUGGGUUUUAAGUUAUGAUCAAGUAUAAUAUAGAAGUACUUAUCAAAUUAUAACAAUAUAAAAAUAACUUACAUUAAGUAGUUUAGGAUUGUGGCGUGUUGUUGAAUUUUAGUAUCAUUUCACAACCAAUAAAAAUUAACACAAAUUUUGUUAGUAACCAGAAACAAUAUUUAUGUCACGAGUCAAUUUGAAUAUUGAUUUUUGUAACUAAUUAAUGAUAAGUAUUCGAAAACUCGGAAAUAUAUUAGAGAUAGUACACUUGGUGAUUAAUUUUGCCGCAUUCCCUAUAUAAUCUAGUCUUGUUUAGUAAUAAAAAUCAACAAAACAAUUUUUUCCUGCUUGCAUUUCCACUUUAAAUUAGUCGUAAACUUAACAUUAUUAUAAUUAAAAAAGUACCUAAACUCAUAUCAGAUAAAAAUUAAUUUAUAUGUCUGAUUUAUUCGAAUGUCGAUUCCUAUAACGAGAUAAUUUAUUUUUAAUACAUUAGGAACAAGUUCAAAUUUAGAUGAUAAUAUAUUGUAACAAGAUUUGUUGUUAGGUUAGGUUAUUCUUCUUUACCUCUCCUUUUAACUUGUCCUUUCCUAUGUGAACAAGCGGCUCUCGAAUAUUUUGGAAAAUUGCUGAUUUGUAGAGCGCCCCGACGUUUGAUUUGGUCGAUUCGCUUGGAAUAAACAGUUCCUUACUCAAUUCUGUCCAUUUUGAAAAUACUUAUCGAUUAGUCUAAAAUUGAGCAUGAUCCGUUUAAAAGUUCAUUAGCAGGUUAAGCGCCGCAGCAGACAUCGGUGCUGAUUCAAGAAAUUCCUACCAAGCUAUGGAGGACAUCGGUGACCGCUAUGUUUUCACGGGCCACAGCGGACACCGCUUACCGCUAUGUCUUCACGGGCCACAGCGGACACCGCUUACUGCUAUGUUUUCACGGGCCACAGCGGAUACCGGUGUCCGUUCCUGGUUUUAUAACUCUGGGUGAAAAAAAUUGAAGAUUAUAAGUUCAAUCAACCCAAAAUCUUGACCAGGAUGGAAGUUUUGCUAAAAAUACCUUGACGCUUAACCUAUUAAUGUUGCCAGAAUAAGUUUAGAUUGUAGGAAAGAUACUAACUUAAAGUUUCAAACAUUCCUUUAUCAGUGAUAAAUGUUCUAGUCAAUGUCUAAAAACUGUUUUCUUUUUGUAAAUAACUUUAUAUAUAUAUUUUAUUUUCAUGGAUACGUUUGUACUUUUUAGCUGUUGUAGAUUUUACGCGGUGUUAUUGUAGCUAACUGAUAUUACUCGUAAAUACAUUCAUUAAACUUCUGAUGCGGAAGCUGAUUUCCAUCCAUCGUGACGUAUAGACUUAUUUUUUUUUUUUUUUCAAGGCAACAGUUGUUCAAAAGUGAAAACUUAUUGGGUCAAAACGCCACGUCAAAAUGUAUUGGAAAUUUAUUUCAGACAAAGUAAAUUCACAUUCAGGGUUGUACAAAAAAUGUUGUUAGUAGUUCGUAUAUAAAAUUCGUGUUUUCAAGGCACAUUCAAGAGAAUUUAUUCGUCAUUAAGACUUUUAAGUGCCAUUUACGUACUUACUACAAAAAUAACUAAUUUAUCAAUGGUUAAUACGAGGGUUGCUACUUUAGUUAAAUGCGUUUGAACCAAUUGAUAUUCUGAUUUAGGUACAACCAAAAUCUAUGGUUUUAACGCUUAUUUGUGUUGACAUCGUAAUUUAUUAUUGAUCUGAGGAAAUAAGAAUAAAUCAUUGGGUGGAAAACUAGGAUUAUCCGGUGGAUGACCCAUCAAUUCGAUAUUUUGAUUGUUCACAAACUUUUUUGUUUGAACUGAUGUGUCAGAGCUCGCAUUAUCGUGGUGAAGAAUGAUUCGUAUUCUGCGAUUGGUUUCCCCAUUUUUCCUAACACUGGUAAACAAAGUCUUAUGUGCCGUUCAGAAUCGACAGUUCUAAGUUGCUCUAAAGGUAGGAGUGAAACCGAGCACUGAAAACGUGUCCAAAUGCUCAAGAAUGUCGCAAAACUGACUAAUUAUACAAAAGGGAUGAUUGGUCUGAAACGGGGUGCAAUAAAAUAUACCAGAAACGUUCAGUUUUCUCAUUUUUGGUUCCUUGAAUGUACGCAUCAGACGUUUGUACGUGCAGUGUGUAAAUCUAAAGAAAAUGUUUAUUUGUGUUUUGGAUAUAAUUUAGUCAGGGGUGAAGGGAAUCUGGGUAUAUAGUCAAAGAAAUAACAAUAAAAUUUUUGAUUAGAUACAAAAUUAGUCACGUUUCAAUUCAAAAUUUUUUGUUAAAAAGAAAGAGCAUAGUAUGUAGAAUCUGUUCAAAAAAAAUUAGCUGUCCAUAUUCGCCCCUUUCGAAAGUUUCUAAUUGUCCACUUUAGAGCUUUUCCUUUGGAACGUAAUUUCAUUUUUGGAAAAGUACCCGGUAGGAUGUUAUAAUAUAGGGGACCCUUUCUAGAACACUAUAUUAAAAUAUUGAAUAUCAAAAUAAAUGUACAUCGGUUUUUUAUAGAAAAAAGUGUAAAGUGAAAGCUCGGUGGCUUCUCUUUGUCGAUGUUCAGUUUUCUGCAGUAUAUAAUGAGAUGAGCGUGUAAAAAAUUCGCUUUGAAAUCCAUUUCAAAGGUCCAAAAAUGUUGUUUUUGUAUUCAUAUUACACAGGCCCUAAUACGAGACUAUAAUCUUACACCAAUGAUAGUGUUCUGCUGGAAAAACUCGGAAAAAGUCAUUUUUUUCGUGACUUCUCCGGAAAAUUCAUUUUUACCGCGGCAUUUGAUUAAGAUUAGUUGGGCAUUUAAUUAUACAGGCCUUAACUUGGCCAAACGAGAUAUAAUUUUACCCCAAUGAUAGUUUCUACUGUAAAAAGUCAUUUUUUUCGGGACUUCUCCGGAAAAUUCAUUUUAUCCUCAGCAUUCAAUUAACAUUAGUUGUUAAUUUAAUUAUUCAGGCGUUAACUUGGCCAAACGAGUCUAUAAUUUUUCCCCAAUGAUACUGUUCAGCUGGAAAACUCGGGAAAAGUCAUUUUUUCCGCGGCAUUUUUUAUGGAAGGAUGCUACUUCAAUUAUCUAUUCAUGUUGUAUAAUUAACUUGCAUUGGUCUGCUAACUUUUUUUCUAGUAGUGAGCUGAACAAUCAAUUCCUCAAAAACUUGCGCAUCGGAAAAUUUCGUGAUAUGGCACUUAAUUAGCACUUAAAUCUCCGCAUAUUGUUUUUUCUGUCUGCUCAGAUUGCUAUCUUUAGUAACAUCUUUUUGACAGCCAAAUGUUCGUGCAAUAUUGAAUGUAUGCGUGUGGAAUUAAUGCCCAAAUAUGCUUCAAUCUCUCGGUCUGUCAUUUGAUGAACUUGCAAGAUCAUUUCACGCACAGCUUCGAUGUUUUCUGGCACAACAGCCGACCUUUAUGAAAUUAAUUCUGCAGCGAAGUGCGAUCACGAUUGAAUUCGGAAAACCAGCUAAAUAUUGUGGCUCGAGACUAACAUCCAAGUAUGUAAGAGUCUCACAUGACGAUUUUGCAUUAUCAUUUUACCCAUAGCAUCAAUGUAAUAUAUAACAGUCGAUUUUGGACGACUUUCAUAAAAUUCAUCCUGUAAUUAAGUGAUUGAAUUCGAAAAACAGCGAAAAACAGAAACUCGAGAUGGCGUUUCAUCACCAAAAGUCGAAGCAAAUUAAUCGGCAGACUGCUGUUGGUUUAUUCCAAGUCGAAAAUCAUGACACGAAAAUUUUCGCGAUUUAAUUCGAUUUUUUGUCCAAAAUGAAUGUUUCAAGUAUCUGCAAACGACUCAAAUAGCACUCGUUCUAGGUACGUUCAUCAUUAAAAAUAUCAAUGGUAAUGUAAGAUUUGACAUAUUCCCAUCAGUGUUGCCAUGUUUCAAAACUGAAGUAGCAAACUCACAGUAAUGAUUGAAUUAAUUUUUGCAUUUAGGGUGCAUUUAGUACUAAUAUUGAACAUUUUCCUUUGAUAGAAAUUUUAGAAAACGUCGGUCAAUCAAAUUGAUACUACUACUAAUAGAGAUAAUUUUUUUUAUUGAAAAUCCAAUUUAAAAAAUUGGUACGACUAAAUUAUGAAAAAAGUAAAAUACGUUAAAUAUUUUGAGAUACAUUUUAGUUCAUUGAGAAAAUUUUUUUAAUAACAUUAUAAAUUAAAGAUGUACCGGAAUUGAUUGUUAAAGGAAUUAAAAUUUUAUUGAAACUUAUUUAAAGCAUUCUAAUGAUCUUAAAAUGAAGUUAUUUCAUUUAUUAACAGGGUAAAAACCACUACGUUUGUAGAAUAAAAAGAAAAAGUUGUAUUCUAUUUAGUACUGUUGAAUUCAAACAGUAUAAAUAGAUUUAAAAAGUAGCUGAACUAGAUGGUGACUAACACCUUUCUCGGUUGAAAUGGCACACUUGGGAUUAUUUUUUAUGGAAAAAAUGCGUAUGGUACUCCCUACGUCACCAUUCAAUAAACGAUAAUUGAAACAGUCCAAAUAAAAAACACCAAGUAAUAAUUAUUGGAACCGUUAUUGAUAUUCAUACUGAACACACUGUUCACACUACCACAACACCAACUCUCACAAUUACACUGUCCGACACGCGUUUCGAUAACCAAGAUUGUCUCACUUCACUCUGUGUAAUGAUAAUUAGAAAACCAACUAGUUAAGUCUAAGAAUUUGAUUAGAACGAAAUACUGAAUCCACUGGCAGCAUUUUCAAAGCUACUUCAACGGUUAAACGCGUUUGUAAACAUUUCAACUAUGUCGUUUUCAAAGGGCCAAAAUAUGUCAAGUCCAAGGGUUGGAGUCUGUGUGAAGAGUGUGGUGGCGGAGUUAGGAUAAUGAUGUCAUGAUUGCUGCAGAGUGAGAAUUUAUCAAGACUUAUAUGACUCUCAUGGAUAUCUAAAAUAAGCAAAAGCAAUCCAUAAAUAAACUUUGGUUUAUCCAUCCAGAGUCUGACUCAGCCCUAACCAUAUUAGGGUUACUAAUUUUUAGUAAUAGUAGAUUCAUACGCUUCCUUUUAAAUAUAAAAAAUUACGGAGAAUGUAUUGACCAGUUGCUCUAAAAGCACAAACAACGUUUGUUGAAGACUCCCUGACCUUUUGCCACUAUUCUCUUAUUGCUUUCUACCGUCGAUAUUACUACUAUCACUACUGGUACUACGGCCCUCAAAGAGUCUUGGUCUCGUCCACCACAUUCCUUCAGUCAUCACGGUCCUCAUACCUAGCUCUCGAAGAUCCUCCCCGACUUCAUCCAGCCAUCGGGCUUUUAGGCUUCUGCCGGUUUGGUACGCUUUGAGCACCUCUCGAUCCUCAGGCAUACGCUUUAAGUAGCCUAGCCAUCUGAGCCUGGCCCUCUUGACUUCUGUCACCAUGCUGGGGUCUUCAUAGAACCGGUAGAGCUCGGUGUUUAUAUGACUGAGCCAUCCUGGUCCAUAUAUUUGGCGUAAGAUCUUUCACUUCCACGUUCAACACCCCUCGUCGGGUGGAAUUGGUGCGAUAGAUCCGCUUUUUCGUUCUCCAAUUCAGUUUAACGUGACUUUGGUAGUAGUUGGAGACUGAAUUAUAUGAAGUCAUAGACAUUGAAAAUUUUAUCAGUUUGAACAUGUUUAUCAUUGAAUUUGUAGAUUUUACUUGACAUAAAACUUAGUAUUUUAUACCUAAAAAUACCUGCGUGUGCCAUAUGUGACUGUAUUGUAUAGAAUCAUAAGUAAUAUUAUCAAGAGUUUAUGCACAUGUUGAUAAAUUUAUUUACAGUUUAUUUAUUAAAUUUAUUGUCUAUGUAGAUUAUUUUAAAUUUUUGUUUCAAAAUUAUAUAUUAUAUAAUCGAAAACUUUAGAAAAAUAAAAAGUUACCAAA